Molecule: messenger RNA, 384 nt
Organism: Alternaria arborescens
Lineage: Eukaryota; Fungi; Ascomycota; Dothideomycetes; Pleosporales; Pleosporaceae
Exons: 3
Coding region: 1-384 (127 amino acids)
Source: RefSeq, a predicted model, not a curated record
AUGUCAGACAAGCUUAUGGACACUGUGCCCGGCGGCGAGAACCAAAACCAAUACGAAGAUGUGCAUACCUUCAUCGAGCCUCAUGCCAAGCAAGCUGGUCAAUUAGGUGACCCCUCGGAAGGCACCUCCAUGCACAAGAAGACCUCCGACCCCGGCGCGCCCAACACCCAAGGCAUCACACCGGCAGAUAAGAUCCGGUACGGACAAAGUAUCCAAGAAGGUGGGGCGGGCGGCAAGACAACAAGUUCAACGGGUGAGGCGAACACUGAAAGUGGAUUCGGUGGUACAGAAGCGUUGAACGAAGACGAUGAGAGCGCGGCCAAGCAGAGGAGAGAACAGGGAUACGGUGGAAACAAAGAUAUGGAUCGUAACAUUGGCGCAUAG